This is a messenger RNA of Dermacentor silvarum, 4885 nucleotides long. RefSeq names its product kinesin-like protein KIF11. NCBI's taxonomy places the organism in Eukaryota, Metazoa, Arthropoda, Arachnida, Ixodida, Ixodidae. Gene Ontology annotation, biological process: microtubule-based movement; mitotic spindle assembly. Gene Ontology annotation, molecular function: microtubule binding; plus-end-directed microtubule motor activity; ATP binding. The record is from RefSeq and is a predicted model, not a curated record. The transcript is spliced from 23 exons. The coding region runs from base 1 to 3429 and encodes 1142 amino acids. Gene Ontology annotation, cellular component: nucleus; spindle microtubule.
AUGCGUGCGCGUGAGGAACGUUCAUGUACAGACAGCAGUAACGCCUGGCUUCCUGCACAUGUCCGCAAGAUCGAGGCUCAGCCUGUUGCCAAAAUGGAUUUCGCAUCUGCAACGAUGAAGAAGCGACGACUGGAUGAAAAUAUCGACCCAUCUCCAAAGCUUUCUGCGAGGAAACCGGCACCACCCCCUACAAAGGACGAGUGGAGUGCGUUUUUCGGCGUUGUGACUGCCUCGGGACUUCGACCAGCAGUGCUGAGCACCAACUCCAAGUACAGCAGUUUGUACAUGCCAGCUGUCAGAACCUGCAAUGGUGCUGAUCUGCGCCUGCUCUAUGACCAACGAGCAGUGAAACUAAAUUAUGAUGAACUAAUGGAGCAGUGUGAAAAGACUUUCAGUGGUCUAGUCAUCAACGAGGCUGCAGUUCACAGCAUUGAGCAACGUACACGAAACCAGGUGAAUGCCAAGCCUCAUCCGCAUGAGGAACAGAAACAGCUCCUCAAACUGCGUGAGGACAUUUCUGGAAGAAUAUCGUGCACGUUUGACGAUAUAUUUGGACCUGAUGGAAAGCAGAUCGAUGUGUACCGGGCAGUCAUGGAGCCUACCAUAGCCGAGGUCAUGAUGGGCUACAACUGCACCGUAUUUGCAUACGGUCAAACAGGUUCCGGCAAAACAUACACUAUGGAAGGUGAAAGAUCGGAUGUGAACCUGUGCUGGGCUGAUGACCCCUCGGCUGGUAUAAUCCCACGUACCCUGCAGCAACUGUUUAAAGAGCUUCAGUCCCAGGACCUUAAAUUUACGAUCAAGGUGUCCUUCCUUGAGUUGUACAAUGAGGAACUCUUUGACCUGCUCAGUGCACUUGAGGGCACGUCAAGGCUGAACAUCUUUGAGGACUCCUCUCGAAAGGGUUCAGUCAUAAUCCAGGGCCUCAAGGAGAUCACAGUGCGCAACCAUGACGAAGUGUUAUUAAUGCUCCAGAAGGGGGCUGCAAAACGUCAAACUGCUGCUACACUUCUGCACGCUACAUCUUCACGCAGCCACUCGGUCUUCUCGAUAACCAUUCACACCUGCGAGAAGACUGACAGUGGUGAGAAGCUGAUUAAAAGCGCCAAGCUCAACCUCGUGGAUCUUGCGGGGAGUGAGAACAUUGGCCGCUCAGGUGCAAUUGACAUGAGAGCACGUGAAGCAGCCAGCAUCAACCAGUCUCUGCUUGCAUUGGGUCGUGUCAUAACGGCCUUGGGGGACAAGGCCCCACACAUCCCAUACAGGGAAAGCAAGCUGACCCGUAUCUUGCAAGACUCACUGGGUGGUCGCACAAAGACUUCCAUCAUCGCGACCAUCUCGCCCGACAAGACCAAUCUAGAGGAGACCUUGAGCACAUUAGAAUAUGCUCAUCGGUUUCAGAACAUCAGCAACCGCCCGGAGGCCAAUAAAAAAAUGACGGAGCGUGCGCUCAUGAAGGUGUAUGUAGACGAGAUCGAGCGUCUCGGAAAAGACCUGAAUGCAGCAAGAGCAAAGGAUGGGGUGCUUCUGGAGCAGGCGCACCACAGUAAAAUGGUGCAGAGGCUCGCUAACCAAUCAGACUACAUCUUGGAAAAAAAAGCGCAGAUCGAGUUCCUAAACGCAAAGCUUCUGACAGUUACAGAACUUUUUGAGAGGUCAAAGCACCAAGUUGCCGAAGCAACUGAACAGCUCCAGACAACAACUGCUGAGCUGCACAGCACAAAGAGAACCUUACAAGCAAAGGAACAUGUUCUGUUCAAAACAAGUAUUGAGAAAGAAGAGCAAGCUUACCUUGUGCAGCACCACCACAAGACAGAGGCUGCACUUACGGCAACUGCUCGGGAGUUGGCUGGCGUGGCACAGGCCACCAUAAAAGACAUUGACCUGCUGCAGCAAAAGCUUCAGUGCACAUCUGCCAUUGACCAGACGAACAAGGAACGGCAGUAUGCCUUUGUGACCAGCUCAAGUGUGCUUUUUGAUCAAAUUGGAUCCAGUGUCUCUACACAGCUUGCUUCUCAACGGGAGACGCUCACUGGCAUUGGAGGCUCAUUCGCCUCUCUAAGCAGCCUCAUUCAGGCACAUCAAGCUGCUGUUGCUGCAUACACGUUGGAAGCCAGGAAGUUUGCUGAUGAGAGCGCACAAGCCAAUUCCUCCAUCGUCUCAUCACUGCUGUCCGCCGUGAUGGCUUCCCAGGAGCAGCAGGCAGAUCAGAUGGCAGCUGCCUUGACCAGCAACCAAGCAAGGCUGCAAAAGCUGUGCCAACCUCUUGUUGUGGAGCGCAUGCAAGCAGCACAAAACAAGCUGCAAGAGCUGGAAAAACACCGGUUGACUCUGGGGGAGCAGGUUGCAUCAAUGUGCCGCCUUGUCUGGGAUGAGGUCAGUGCGCACCGCAAUCGGCAGGUGCUCCUUAUAACAUCUAUCGUCGAAGAAAAUGAUAAGUUGCAUCGACAGUUGGCCGCCAGCAAUGAAGAGAUCCGGAGACUUUCAGCUGCAAUGGAGACAACAAGCACAGAAGCUGAGAAGAAUAUGGCAGCUUUCAUCCAGCAGUUCUUUACAUCACAGGCUAGGAACAACGACAUCAUUGCCAAGUGUGAUGAGCAGAUUAGUGCACUUUUUGCCAGGGUUGAAGAAGCAAGCACUGUGCAUGCGUCAGCUAUCGAGAGCAAUGCAGAAUUGCUGGUCAAGUCCUCAGGAGGCCUUGUUUCCAGCGUGGCUGCUGUGCACCAGGAUGGUGCCAAGGCAGCGAGCGAUUGCUUGGCUAGGGCAGAAGAGGCUGCCCGCAACCUUUCUGACAUACACAAAGUUGUGGAAGAGAGCAUCUCUGAUGAGGUGGCUUCUACGUCUGCUAUCCUAGCAGAGCAGGCGAGAGCUGCUGUUGAUAGAAUGGUAAAGUGCACAAGUGGCAUCACAGAAGCUGUCGCUACUGCAACAGACACUGCACAAGGCCAAGCUGACAGAGCUAAGGCCAUGGCGGGCGAUUUGGUGGAGAUUACAGAGUCGCACAGCUGCUGCCAGCUUUUGUCAGAGUGCCAGUGUGGCACUGUGCAAACCGCACAUGCACAGGACAUUUCCGAAGCUCUUUGUGCAGGCAUUGCCAACAACAUGGCAAUAUGCUCCUCGGUGGUCACCGACUUCUUCCAGAAUGACCUACAGGAGUAUGUCCCCACUGGCUGCACCCCACAGAGACAGGAAUACCGAUACCCGACGGAGUUGGCACAGACGUCGCCUCAUGAGCGCAUCCUCAACAGGCUCAGGACGGCCACUGAUUCUAACACUGCAACUAGCCUAGUGUUGCCUACAUCUGAUGAGGUAAUUGCAUUCAUGUAUGUGUGCAGUAGCCAUGACAUUGGGCAUCAUAUUCUACUUUGCAUCAUUGCAGAUGCUUUUGUUAGGUCAACAAUAUUGUUGAGCUACCAGUUAAAGGGUUAACAUGACGAGUUGCAUUCGCUCAGAUUGGGUACUACUAAGCACCGGAAAGUUGAUUUACGCAAAUGUCGAUUAACCAUUAACCGCAAUUUUGUAGUGAUACCUUUUCCACUGCGACUCUUUGCAAUUCGUCAGUGGUGUAAGAACGGCGCUCCGCCUGCGUUAUAUGGUAUCAGCCGGCAGAGAUCGGUUUAGAAAAGUUCAUUUAGAAAAGCAACCGAAGUUGUGGCUGCAAUGGCUUGAAAUGAAUGUUAGCCGAACUUUUGUCUACUGCAGGGUGAUGGUGGAUGCCAUCUGUUCUUGCAUGUGCAAUUGUCAAAGGUAUAUACAAGUUAAUCAACGCAACUAUGCUACAUUGUAUGGCCAUAGGAACUGGAAUGUGGGCACUUAAUUGUUAAAAUUAGGCCCAGUGCUGAUGGUAAUGUGCAAAGUGUCCUAGCUAUUAUGCUUAAAUGAACUUCUCAGGGUUUGUAAUGUUGAACUAAAUCUGAAAUUGGCUAAAGCAUGGUGAACUUGUGGGACCUUCGAACAUUGUAGAAUUGCAAGAAAAGUAUUAUGUUUAUUCAACAAAGACUGAGACUGUUGUUCAGAAACAACAGACUUGUUUCUGAACAACAGACUCUUGUUUUGUUUCUGAAAAUUAUCGGCACUUUCAUCCUCUUCUGUGUACUCCCCAGCAGGUGAAAUGAGCCUGUUGCGCCAUUUCUGCUAAGUCCGAUUGUAAAUCUGCUCCAGUGCCUUGACUGCAUCCUGUUCCAUGUAUACACAUUUUCCCUUUAGGCUCCCUUAACAUUCACAGGGGGCAUUGUCUGGACUCUAAUAUGGGUAAGGGUCAGAGUUCUCAGUGUGCACCCUUGCCUUGCCACAAUGGUUUCCACAACUGCCCAAGUUCUGGUCUUUUUCUUGGGAUGCGUUUCCUCGUCAUCGUCUUCAGAACAAGUCUUUAGUAGUCCGCUUAUACUGUGUUGUCUUGAGGAACUCUGUGCUUGUUCACCAUACCUUUGUGUGGUCAAAAAAUAUGCUCACCAUUGCCUCAAACGUGCUGACCAUUGCUGACCUCUGUGUCCUAGCCCUUUGUUUUGCAAUAGGGCCCAUCGAGUGCUUUGGUAUUUCAUCUGUAUAACAGCUGUUUAACAAAGUAAAAAAAAUAUUGCUUUGAAUUGUUUCUUUUUGUGAGCUUGUUUCCAGUGCUGUCUUUGUAAGCAGGCGCUGGCGGGGCUAGUCAAGCUGCUAAAAAGCAACUUUUUUUCCCGCUAUCCUCACCCUUUAUGUACAUUUUUGUUUAGUACUGAUGUGCCAUAAUGGUGAAAUAAAGCAAAUCUCAAAUCUCAUCAGCUGCAAUUAUGGCUUCCCAGUAAUAUUCUUUUCAACGCUGCGUUGAAGUGGUAAACAAUGUGUUUCCAUGCCAGACACAAUCUUGUAUUUGGACUGAAGUAAGUAGGCAAGGAAUCCAUCGUGC